AUGUUCAAGAGUUUUCUCGACGGGUUUACGAGUGGCAACACGACGGGCCAGGGAGCUGCUGGCGAUUCCAAGGGAGCGACGCCCGCACAACUCCGGGCGGAUAUCUACACUGGAAUGGAUCAGAUUGGAGUGUGGAUUGCGAAUGGAAAGGCAGAGAAUGGGAUUGACUAUCGAACUACAUUGAGCAUUCUGGACAGGCAUUUCCCGGGGACUGUAGUCAACCGAUGUUCAGAUGAAGUCCCUGUGCUGGUGGGCGGGCUGAUCAACAUGAUCUUUGAGUUUAGCAAGUCGGAUGCGAUAUCGGCUGCAAUGGCUCUGCGGACACUCUCUGAAAAGCUCACAACUGCACUUAAUGCGAUUGGGGACACGACGCACAAGCAGGCGGUCGGGGAUGGGAUUGUCCGUGGGCUGCAGAAUGUCAUGGAUCCAGCGAUUGCAACCAGGGACUUUGCAGCACGGGUACAAAUGGUAGGCUCACUCAAGAACAUCACUGCAUCCGUCUAUGGCAAAGCAGGCGCCCAGGCUGCGAGGAAUGCGGACGUCGUCUGGCAGUCCAAGUUUAUUUGA
This is a messenger RNA of Serendipita indica DSM 11827, 567 nucleotides long. Lineage: Eukaryota; Fungi; Basidiomycota; Agaricomycetes; Sebacinales; Serendipitaceae. The record is from the annotation of a GenBank genome assembly.